Molecule: messenger RNA, 308 nt
Organism: Onychomys torridus (southern grasshopper mouse)
Lineage: Eukaryota; Metazoa; Chordata; Mammalia; Rodentia; Cricetidae
Product: late cornified envelope protein 3D-like
Exons: 1
Coding region: 6-290 (94 amino acids)
Biological process (GO): epidermis development
Source: RefSeq, a predicted model, not a curated record
CCAAUAUGUCCUGCCAGCAGAACCAGAAGCAGUGCCAGCCUCCUCCCAAGUGCCCCUCCCCCAAGUGCCCCCCAAAGAGCACAGCACAGUGUCUGCCUGCAGCCUCCUCCUGCUGUGCUACAAGCUCUGGGGGCUGCAGUGUCCCCAGCUCUGAGGGAGGCUGCUUCCUGAGCCACCACAGGCGCAGGUCCCACAGAUGCAGGCGCAGGAGCUCCAGUUCCUGUGACCGUGGCAGUGGCCAGCAGUCUGGGGGCUCAGGCUGUGGGCACAGCUCCGGGGGCUGCUGCUGACCUGGAUCCUGAGGCUGA